AUGACAACCGUAGCUGCAACAGGUCUCAACUUCGCGACUCCACGAGCAGUCGUACUACCAGUGGCUCGUCUAUCCGCCCCGGUCCGUUUGAACUACCCGUGGAAAUUCAGUUCGAUGAACCGUAUGGUUAUGUCGGUGAAGGCGACACCAGAAGGAGGGAUAUCGGAUAAGGUGGAGAAGAGUAUUCAAGAAGCGAAGGAGACUUGCGCUGACGAUCCGGUUAGCGGGGAGUGUGUGGCGGCUUGGGACGAGGUGGAGGAGCUGAGUGCGGCAGCGAGUCACGCAAGGGACAAGAAGAAAGCUGGUGGAUCCGAUCCUUUGGAAGAAUAUUGCAGCGAUAAUCCUGAAACUGAUGAGUGUCGUACUUAUGACAACUGA
Messenger RNA from Eruca vesicaria subsp. sativa (arugula), 378 nucleotides. NCBI's taxonomy places the organism in Eukaryota, Viridiplantae, Streptophyta, Magnoliopsida, Brassicales, Brassicaceae. The record is from the annotation of a GenBank genome assembly.